Messenger RNA from Caenorhabditis remanei, 1407 nucleotides. RefSeq lists its product as uncharacterized. Gene Ontology annotation, biological process: protein dephosphorylation. Gene Ontology annotation, molecular function: protein tyrosine phosphatase activity. The transcript is spliced from 5 exons. NCBI's taxonomy places the organism in Eukaryota, Metazoa, Nematoda, Chromadorea, Rhabditida, Rhabditidae. The record is from RefSeq and is a predicted model, not a curated record. The coding region runs from base 1 to 1407 and encodes 468 amino acids.
AUGUCAGAAAGCACCGUCAGAAAUGAGGACGGUCCCCCAUUGGAAGAUGUGGAUUCCUCGAAGAACAGCCGACAACCACCGCCACUUCCAGCGACGAAUCCUGUAGUGAAAGCAGAAGAAGUUCCUGUCGGCGACCUCAUUCAAUUCGAAAGCGAAGAAGAGCGAGCAGCAACUAUUCCAGACGGUUCCAUGCCGUCUGGAACGGCUUCGGCUGUCCCAGCCACUGCACCAACAGAGGAGACGCCAUCGAUGGAAUCGGCUCUUCGCGCUUUUCUGAAAGAGGAGGAGACGUUGAUUCAUGGCGAUUUUCAGAAACGAUUCUACCAAGUUCGCCUUGAACAAGACAAGUGGAGAAUGGAGCCGGAUUACAAGACAGAUUGUGCUCUCGCUCCACAGCAUUACGCCAGAAAUAGAUAUAGAGACAUUUUACCGUAUGAUCACAAUAGAGUGAAACUGUCUGAAGAUGACGAUAAUUACGAUGGUUACAUGAACGCUUCAAUCAUCCAACUCCCAGGUAGCACGACCACCUUCAUCGCUGCCCAAGCGCCACUCCCAGCGACUCUCGACGAGUGGUGGAAAAUGAUUGACGAGAAUAAUGUCCAAUUAAUUGUUAUCCUUUGUAAAUUAGUGGAAUUGAAUAAGGUGAAAUGUGAAAGAUAUUGGCCGGAAAAGGUCGGCGAACCCGAGAUGUUUGGAGAGUACGAUUUGACGAUUGAAGAGGAGAAACACUUUGAUGACGAUGAGUACUUGUUGAGAGUGUUGAAAAUGGAGAAUACGACGACCGGGACGACACGGACGGUGCAUCAGUUACACUAUAGAGAGUGGCCAGAUCAUGGAUGUCCGUCUGGGGAGAAACAGUUGUUGAACAUGAUUGAUAGGAUGGAGACGUUGCAUUCUGAGAAUCCAGGGUCCCCGAUUCUGGUGCAUUGUAGUGCGGGUGUUGGGAGAACUGGAACGAUCAUUGCGAUCAAUCAUAUUCGAGAGCAGAUGAAGGCGGAGACACUCACGAAUAUUGAUAUUUUCGGAUUGGUCAUCGCUUUGAGGAAGCAGCGGUCGAGUAUGGUUCAGACUCAAGAUCAAUACCAAUUCGUGCACCGCUGCAUCGCCGCCUACUGUCGUCGCUAUCUGGGGAUCCCUGAGCCGCGACUCGAAGAUCUUCCAGCUACACAACAACUUCCCGUUGGCUCCAGUGGAAAUGUUCGAUUGAUCGCCCCGCCCACACCGACAACGUCGAAUGAUCAGCAGACGAUUCAGAGCAUUGCAAACUAUCAACCGGAUCCAAUGACAGCGUCUAGAAUCGAAGAAGACGAGAACCCAGAACAACAAGCCACCAGUGUGCCGGAUUUUCCGGAAGAGCCGCCUGCCCCAAUGGGGCCGGAGGAUCUUGGCAACAGUGCGGCGUUCUGA